AAAUGGAAAAAAUAAUUUUAAAAUUUGUCUGAGUCGUCUCUGCCCAAAGAGAAAUCAUGUGCUAACAGCUGACGACGACUUCACCACUAACUCACAUUCACAAUUUUGAUCUUAAGACGCACAGAAGGAGGCUGAAGAAGAUUUAGGGUUCUCGGUUUCUUCUUCUUCUGCUCCUCCUACUUUCCUUUUUCUUCUUCUUUGGGCUUCUUUCAUUAAUACUGUUCAUGUUUAGUUAGAAAAUCAAAACACAAAGAAGUACAUUUAUUCUCUCGUAGAGAUACUCAUCAAUUUUAGAAUAAAUUAACUUCAUUUUUUCUUAUUUUGAUCACUGUGGGUGGAAUCAGUAACUCAGAAAAAUUAGGAAACCCUAGAUUAAUAAUAGAAAGAAAAGGGGUUGCAUAUGAUGUCAGGAAGAAGAGAUGGAUCGUUAAUGAGGAGCAAUGUUCAUUCAAUUCGUGGAUCUAGAAUUGCUAUUGCUAUUGGUAUCGGAAUUCUACUUGGUUGUGUUUUUGCAUUUUGUUUCCCUCAUGGAUUCUUUGUUGCUAAUUCUCCUUCCCGAAUUCAGAAUCGUCGAAUUGCUACCAACAAUCUCCAGGUUGGUUCUGCCGCAUGUGAAUCAGAUGAAAAGGCGAACAUGUUGAAGUUGGAAUUGGUUUCUGUAUCGGAUAAGAAUGCUGAAUUGAAGAAGCAGGUCAGGGAAUUGACUGAGAAGCUUCGAUUAGCUGAGCAAGGGAAGGAUCAAGCUCAAAAGCAGGUUUUGGUUAUGGGUAAUCCACAUAAAGCUGGUCCUUUCGGCACUGUUAAGUCUUUGAGGACUAAUCCCACUGUUGUUGCUGAUCCGUCUGUUAAUCCUAGACUGGCGAAGCUACUCGAGAAAGUUGCUUUCAGAAAAGAGCUGAUUGUUUGUUUGGCGAACUCGAAUGUGAAGGAAAUGCUAGAGGUUUGGUUUAAUAACAUCAAGAGAGUGGGCAUACCUAAUUAUUUAGUUGUUGCACUGGACGAUGAUAUUGCAAAUUUCUGCGAGCUGAAUCAUGUUCCUGUUUAUAAAAGAGAUCCUGAUCAAAAUGUUGAUGAAAUUGCGAGAACAGGAGGUAAUCAUGCUGUUUCAGGGUUGAAGUUUCGUGUGUUGAGGGAGUUCUUGCAACUUGGUUACAGUGUUCUUCUAUCCGACGUUGACAUAGUGUACUUGCAAGACCCGUUUGAUCACAUCUAUCGGGAUUCAGAUGUCGAGUCCAUGACUGAUGGUCACAAUAACUCAACAGCUUAUGGAUUUAAUGAUGUCUUUGAUGAACCUUCUAUGGGUUGGGCUCGUUAUGCACACACAAUGAGGGUGUGGGUUUUUAACUCCGGUUUCUUCUACAUAAGGCCAACAAUUCCUGCAAUCGAACUUUUGGAUAGGGUGGCUGAUCGGCUUGCUAAGGAAAAUGCAUGGGACCAGGCUGUAUUCAAUGAAGAGCUAUUCUACCCUUCGCAUCCUGGGUACGAGGGUCUUCAUGCAUCUAAGAGAGUAAUGGAUUAUUAUAACUUCAUGAACAGCAAAAUACUCUUCAAGACCGUCCGGAAAGAUGACAAACUGAGAAAGUUAAAGCCCGUGAUUGUCCAUGUGAAUUACCACCCAGAUAAGCUUCCAAGAAUGAAAGCAGUUGUCGAUUUCUAUGUUAAUGGUAAUCAAGAUGCUCUGCAAGCAUUCCCAGAUGGUUCUGAAUGAUUGGUAGAAAAAGGUUAGGUGUACGUCGGCUUUAAAAGAUAUAUCUGGUCACUAGGGUUCAUGGCUUUUCAUUGGUUAUGUAUCCUACCAUAAGCAUACUCAGUACCAUUGCGGAGGGAUUUUGCUAGAAUAGUUUUCUUGCCCCAGCAUUGGGGUUUUUAUGAGACGUGUUAUUUGUCUUUUUUAUAGUUGAAUGUAACUUUUGCUUUUCACUCCCGGCCAAACUGCCCUGUAAGUUUAGCCUAUCAUAAUCAUGUAACAACUUUGGGUUUUAAAUGCAUUAGUCUGAGAUUUACAUUGUCUU
Papaver somniferum (opium poppy) is the source of this 2012-nucleotide messenger RNA. Its product is annotated as arabinosyltransferase RRA2-like. Gene Ontology annotation, biological process: root hair cell development. Bases 401 to 1708 code for a protein of 435 amino acids. Lineage: Eukaryota; Viridiplantae; Streptophyta; Magnoliopsida; Ranunculales; Papaveraceae. The record is from RefSeq and is a predicted model, not a curated record. The transcript is spliced from 2 exons. Gene Ontology annotation, molecular function: glycosyltransferase activity.